AUGGCUGACGAGCAUCAUGACGAUGAGCACUUUGCGUCGGCCGAGUCCGGUGCUGCUGCUACUUUUCCAAAGCAGUGCUCUGCUCUUCGUAAGAACGAGCACGUCAUGAUCAAGGGCCGCCCUUGCAAGAUUGUUGAAAUGAGUACCUCGAAAACUGGUAAGCACGGUCACGCCAAGGUACAUCUGGUUGCUCUCGAUAUCUUCACCAAUAAGAAGCUUGAAGAUAUUUGUCCUUCCACUCACAAUAUGGAUGUUCCUGUCGUUAAGCGUCGUGAAUUUAUUCUCAUGUCAAUCGAGGAUGGCUUCUGCAGUCUUAUGGAUCCGGAAACUUGUGAUCUGAAGGAUGACCUGAAGAUGCCAGAAGGUGAACUUGGAACUCAGAUCAAGGAAGCACUGGAUAAGGAUGAAGGAUCUGUUCUCGUGAGUUAA
Molecule: messenger RNA, 429 nt
Organism: Haemonchus placei
Lineage: Eukaryota; Metazoa; Nematoda; Chromadorea; Rhabditida; Trichostrongylidae
Source: the annotation of a GenBank genome assembly